AUGCAGGACAAUAGAGGAAGUGUCUCUGGACAGCACCAAAGGAGCGCUCAGGCGGUGGCAGCCGUGGGCCUGCGGUUGCUGUGGGCAGCUGUGCGGCUGGUGUCUCGGGCGGGUGGCCAUCCUCAUGCCUGUGUUGCUGACGGGGAUGGCGAGCUUCAGAAAGGCUGGGGAACUUGCCCAAGGUCACACCACUUGGAAGUGCCCGGGAAGCCCCGGUCAGGACUGUUCCAAACACCUGCCCUGGAGUCCCAGCAGCUGGGCUGGCAGGCGGUGCGGGCAGAGCUGGGCAGACGAGCCAGGGUGGAGAGGCGGGAGGAGCCGCAGUUAGACGGCAAGGGCAGGGCUGGCAGGAUCUGGUCAUCUGAGGUUACACGUGUGUGGUGCGAGGGCGCGCUGAGCGCCACACUGAUGCUGCCCGUCUUCGCCCUGGCUGCGUCUGUCCUGCAGUGCGCCCGGAACCCGCCUGUGCCACGCAAGCCGAAUGGUGGCUUCGCCCUGGGAGACCCGGAGGCCGGUCGGGGCGGCUCACCCACGGGGACCCUCACUACGUUACGCCCUGAGUUCCUGCCUGGGCGCCGGCUCUCCACGUCUGCAGGGGGCCUCCCAUCCCCUCCCCUGACUGAGUCCCGCCUCCAGCGUGUCUCGGCCCGCAGGGUCCUCUGCUUCCUUCGCUUCCUUCCUCCUGCAUCUCACACCAGGGGAUCCUCUCCCGGGCAGGCACAGCCCAUCCCCCAGGGCUCCCCUCUGUCCUGCCCCCACGGCCCGCCAGGGCCUCAGGGAGACCCCCACGUGGCACCCUGGACAGCCCUCCCCCCGCCACCCCCUCCAGGAGCAUGUGGAGGGGCCCCGCUCACCGUCCCACACCACCCCGCCCCCACUGUCUUCCUUCUGCCGCAGGAACAGCCUCUGAGGUCACCAGGGUCCUGCCCGAGCCACCCCUGCAGCAGCGCCUGGCCUCCCUUCUGCCAGCUUCCGCAGCUGCCCAUGGGACUGUUCCACUGCCCGUCUCCUCUGCUGAGUUUAAGCCCCGUCGUUACACCCCUGGCACCAGGACCAGGACCUGGCACACAGCAGGGCCGGCUCGAGUCUUGGCGUCUUUGCAGCUGGUCCUACAGCUACAGGAUGAAGGCGUGGACACCUUCCAGCUCUGCCACCGUCAGCUCGCACCAGGACAACUCGUCACAGCCUCCUGGGAGGUCCCCACAGGACUCUCGAGUGAGACAGCAGCAGGGGCCAGGCCCACUCUCCUCAACCCGAGAGCGCACUCCCCUUGUCUCUGCUUCCGCUGGACACUUCCACUGCAAAGCCGCCGCAGGGAGCACCUCCUCGCUUCUCUCUCUGGGCCCUGUUGGGAGCCGCUUUGGUCAUCUGGGUCACUUUCCUCGGUGCUCCACCAGGAGCCCCGUGGGGAUGUUUGGAGAGAGAGGAAGCAUCUGUGUCCAGGAGACCCCCGCUCACCCCGGCGAACAGACGGCAGGGGGGGGGUGCAAGGUGGGAGGGCUCAGGCCACUGUCAGCCCGUUCCCCGAAGGACACAUUCUCACUCUAAACACACCCCGGCAGCAAGAGAACUUCAUUUCAACUGUUCCUUCAAUUAUGCAUAACUUGUUAGAUUGACUUUUAAAAAGACAAAAUAAUUUUAAAAAUAAGGGUCAUUUUGCCCCCAAGCAUGGUGGAUCAUUGCACUUGAACAAAUGGGUAUAAAGCAAUAAUUCCGUCAUCGGGAGCCUCCCGGGGAGGCCUGACAGCACAGCUUUGAUGACAGUGAGUAUACGUGGCUGUAUUAUUGCAGCGAACAAUGCCAGCGACCCUUGAUCACAGCCUGGGCCGAAAAGUAAAUGAUUCCCAAAGACAUAUCUGAUGGAUGCAUGUCUUGGAAAAAUGUCCUCAGGACUGAGGCUUAGUUGCUUUUGUAGAAAGGUGAAUCUCAGCUAGUAAGGGAUUUAGUAGUCAGAGCUCUGGACACACCGGGUCAACCCCCACUGAAUCAGCCAUAAACGCAGGGUCCUUGGUAAGUCCCAGAGCUCUCUGGAUUUCAGAUUUCUCCCUGCAAAACAGAGAUCAUAACGUCCGUUUUAUCCACCCUAUAUUAAUAGCAUUGCUAUGAGGGCGGAAAUCAAAAUGCGGCAGUAUCUUAUUCCAUUUUCACGUUUUCAAUUCCCUUUAACGUGUCUUCGGUCGUUUUUAGCUGUUGCGUAGUCUAAGGUCCACGGCACCGGCUGGGGUUCUGGGGGUUUAACCUUGUCUUCACUGUUUCUGCUGACUCUGCCUGCAAUCCGUGCUCCUGGAGGCGGUUUGGCUGAGGGGUCUAUGGGGUACUGAGGAGGGAAGCAGCCUCCAGAGGGGCUUCUGCCGGGUGCCCUGAGUGUGCCCCCCUGACACCCCCUGCAGUGCAUCGAAUGUUGAAAUCCUUGCUCCCCUGAUGUGAUGGUGUUAGGGCCUUGGGAGGCGAUUAAGUCAUGAGGGUGAGCCCUCAGGAAUGGGAUUAGUGCCCUUGUAAAAGAGACCCCAGGGAGGGGUCUUUCCGCCACGCGAGGAUACAAUGAGAAGGCGGCAGUCUGCACCCCCUUGCAGACCUGACCCUGCUGGCACCUGGUCUUGGACUUCCAGCCAGGGCCUUUCCUCUCCUCUGGGGCCAUCGGUGCCCUUCCCACCACCUGGUGCUCCCACUACCAAGAGAAGAGCCACUUCCCCACUGAGUUCUCAGCUUUGUCCCUGCUGUCCCCUUCACUGAAGGGGUGUCCAGCCCCUUGGAGGGGAGGCUGAGCUGGAGGACAAGCUGGGCUCGCCACAGUGCUCCCAAGGUGAUGCCCCCUGCCCUGUGGGGCUGCCCCUCCCCCGGCCCAAGAGAGGGAGCCAGCAGAGCUCCCAGAAGGUGCCCACGGGAAAGUGAUGCACCAGGAGAAUGUGUGCAGUGACCUCAGGUACCCACAGGUACAGUCACACCUCCCCACGCUGAGUGGUGGGGCGGGGGGCGGGGGAGACAGUGACUCAUCAGAGUCAGGGAGGAUGAGACAUUGUAACGAAUCCGUGUCGCUGCCUGUGAAGAAUCGCUCUUCCCCCGGUCCCACGGACAGUGCGGCAUAGCACGGGAGACCACACAGAACACACCGGAACUCCAGGUCCAGCUCUGCCCAUUGACCGAGCGGCGCUGCCCCUGAUGAGCUGCUCAGCGUCUCGAAGCCUCCCCCGCUUGUUUGCUGGACGGGGACAGGGCCGCCAACUCCUGCCACUUGCAUGCGAUGGGAAUUGCCACAGCGGGCCGGGCCCACAGAGCGUCAGUAUUUUCUGCACCAGCAAAACUGUUGCCUUUGUGUUAUUGGACUAUUUGGGGAAUGCCUAGAGU
Molecule: messenger RNA, 3345 nt
Organism: Lemur catta (Ring-tailed lemur)
Lineage: Eukaryota; Metazoa; Chordata; Mammalia; Primates; Lemuridae
Product: nascent polypeptide-associated complex subunit alpha, muscle-specific form-like
Exons: 6
Coding region: 1-1548 (515 amino acids)
Source: RefSeq, a predicted model, not a curated record